Messenger RNA from Lotus japonicus, 2323 nucleotides. Its product is annotated as calcium-dependent protein kinase 26-like. Gene Ontology annotation, cellular component: cytoplasm; nucleus. Gene Ontology annotation, molecular function: calcium/calmodulin-dependent protein kinase activity; calmodulin binding; ATP binding. The transcript has 5 exons. The record is from RefSeq and is a predicted model, not a curated record. Gene Ontology annotation, biological process: intracellular signal transduction; peptidyl-serine phosphorylation; protein autophosphorylation. Bases 477 to 2000 code for a protein of 507 amino acids. NCBI's taxonomy places the organism in Eukaryota, Viridiplantae, Streptophyta, Magnoliopsida, Fabales, Fabaceae.
AUUAUUGUUCUUGAGAGACAGGGUUUCAUUCAUUCUGCGUUUGAUUUUGAAAAGACAGAACACAACAUGACAAACUAAGCAACGUUUCGGGUUUUGUUUGGUUCUCCGGGAGCUCAGCCACCACUCCUCCUCCAACGGUCUUCUCUGUUCUUCCUCUCCCCAGAUCAGCUGAUUUUGAAGGGGAGGGGGAGUGUUCUUAGGGCUCAACUUCUUCUCUCCAAUACUUCAUGUUCAUGGCAUUCUGUUCCUUAGUCAAUCUGCAUCAAGCAAAUUGAGCUUCUACAAGGGUUUUGACCUAAGCAGGGCUUUUGGUGGGUGACUGAUUAAACUAGAAGAUCAAGUUUCACACUUAAGUUAUCUAAUUGUGUCAAAGCGGUAGUCCCUAUCUCUCUAAAAGAUCUUUAAGCAAGAGAGUUCUCAGGGUAGUUUGCCUGUUAUUGAUAUUUUUGGGUUUGUUGAGGGAUAAGAAAAUUGUUAUGGCUGUUGCUGGCAACAGCAGUGGCGAACCUUCAACUUCAUACACUUGUUACAAAGAAGCAAGGUUGACUGAAACCAUAUUAGACACGAAACAAACUUCUAAUUUAAAAGAUCGGUAUGUUCUUGGGGAGCAGCUGGGUUGGGGGCAGUUUGGUGUCAUAAGAGUAUGUUCUGACAAACUGACCGGAGAGGUCUUCGCGUGCAAAUCAAUUGCUAAAGAUAGGUUGGUUACUUCGGAUGAUAUGCAGAGUGUUAAACUUGAGAUUGAGAUAAUGGCCAAGUUAUCCGGGCACCCAAAUGUUGUAGAUCUCAAGGCUGUUUAUGAAGAGGAACAUCAUGUUCAUUUGGUGAUGGAGCUUUGUGCUGGAGGAGAGCUAUUUCACCUGUUAGAGAAGCAAGGAAGGUUUUCUGAAUAUGAAGGCAAGAUUCUCUUUAGGCAUCUCAUGCAGAUGGUUUCGUAUUGUCAUGAAAAUGGGGUUGUUCAUAGAGAUUUGAAGCCUGAGAACAUUCUCUUAGUUACUAGAUCCUCCUCAUCUCCAAUUAAACUGGCAGACUUUGGGCUUGCAACCUACAUCAAGCCUGCAGGACAGAGUUUGCAUGGAUUAGUUGGGAGUCCAUUUUAUAUAGCUCCAGAGGUACUGAGAGGUGCAUAUAACCAGGCUGCUGAUAUUUGGAGUGCAGGGGUUAUUCUUUACAUUCUACUGAGUGGGAUGCCUCCAUUUUGGGGAAAGACAAAGUCACGAAUUUUUGAAGCUGUCAAGGCUGCUGAUUUGAGGUUCCCGUCUGAACCUUGGGAUCACAUUAGUGAAUCUGCUAAGGAUUUGAUUAGGGGAAUGCUCUGCACAGAACCUUCUCUAAGGCUAACUGCUCAGGAGGUCUUGAACCAUUGCUGGAUGGAAAGCAAUCAAACAAAUACUGAACAACUAAGUGACUAUAAAAUUGAAAGUUGUGAAGAGUGGGAUGUUGGUGGCAACUCAUUCUCUGCCUCGUUUAUGUCCAGGAAACAGGACAUCAGCUUUGGUGCUGGCUCACCUACAUGUGAUGCCCAUUCACCUACAUUCACAUGCAAAUCUUCAUUUUCUUCCAUUUUCGUGGAACCAGUGACGCCUUUCUCUGUUUCUGGUGGGUUUUCAUUUCUGAGCUCAGGGGGUUCCAUUGAUUUGGAAUUUUCUUCUCCUUUACCCUCAAUGCCUAGCUUUGCAUUUCUCAGCCCCAGGUCUGUUGUUGAGCAAGAGAAUUGUAUAUUAGAUGUCUCAACAAACACGUUAGAAGGAAAUACAAUUGCUGGAGAUUCUCGCCUUUGCGUUGUACACAAUGUCAAAGAAAUGGGACUUGAGCCUGUAGAGGCUAAAAGGGUAUGUGGAGCAAAUGGUAAUAGAGCAUUGGGAUUCCACAGCAAGAGAAACCGGACUAUUGGACUUGGUGAGAGUGAGCAACUUGAUCUUGGGGUGACUGAAUCAGUUAUCCGUUGGUUAUCAUGCACACAGCUUCCUACAUCACCAAGAUCAUCUCUUGUCUUUUGAAAAUAGAUUCCGGGACAGAUGAAAGCUUGAUCUGGUGCCUGAAUUCGACGUACUGGUGAAAAUUUUGCCUGCCUAACAUAUUGUACAUGUUUCCUGAAUUUUCAUUAUGGCUGAUGGGAGUGGUUUAGAUUUUGUGGUCGUUUGAAGAUGGUGUGCAGUGCUCACUGUUGUUGUGUUUCUUUCAUUUGCCGUCUCAUGUUAGUUGUAUUUUUAUACUACUUCAGUUAUCUUGAUGUAAUUGAAAUGCUUUGAAAUGAUUUGUAAAUUAAUGUGUUGAAUUAUACGUUGGUUCAAUUGAGAGGAGUUGAAGGAUGUUUUGUAAA